Molecule: messenger RNA, 2596 nt
Organism: Trichomycterus rosablanca
Lineage: Eukaryota; Metazoa; Chordata; Actinopteri; Siluriformes; Trichomycteridae
Product: kinesin-like protein KIF2A
Exons: 21
Coding region: 8-2227 (739 amino acids)
Biological process (GO): microtubule-based movement
Molecular function (GO): ATP binding; microtubule motor activity; microtubule binding
Source: RefSeq, a predicted model, not a curated record
AUGCAGUAUGGCGGCUAUAUUUGGAAAGAUUCUGAUAGGCAUCUAUGUGGAAAUCAAACGAAGCGACGGGCGAAUACACCAAGCCAUGGUCACAUCGCUUAAUGAAGACAAUGACAGUGUUACUGUGGAAUGGAUAGAAAAUGGGGACACAAAAGGAAAAGAGAUUGACCUGGAAAGCAUCUUUGCACUAAACCCAGAUCUCGCACCUGAGGACGAUAUUCCACAAAGUCCAGAGACCCCUCCUCUGUCCAUAUCGAGUUCUGUGAAAGUGACCAAGAUUCCUUCAAAUAAGAAUCGUCGCACAGCAGCACCACCUAAGAAUGAAACACCUGCAAGUAAUAACAGAGUCAUAGGUACGACAAGAGCACGGCCCAGCCAACAGAUGGAACAAGCUCCUAGUGCCCCAGCUCUUCCUCCCAUCCAGCACCAGACGCUGCAGCAGCAGCAAAAUGCUCGCAGGAAAUCGAACUGUGUGAAGGAGGUGGAGAAACUGCAGGAGAAGAGAGAAAGGAGGCGCCUGCAACAGCAAGAACUGAGGGAGAAGAAGGCGCAGGACAUUGAUGCAACCACUCCUAAUUAUGAAAUUAUGUGCAUGAUCCGGGACUUCAGAGCAAGCCUCGACUACAGGCCACUGACUACUGCUGAUCUGAUUGAAGAACACAGAAUAUGUGUGUGUGUCAGAGCUCGGCCACUGAACAAAAAAGAAAUGAGCUUGAAGGACCUGGAUGUCAUUACCAUCCCCAGUAAAGACGUGGUCAUGGUCCAUGAACCCAAACAAAAAGUUGACUUAACAAGAUACCUCGAGAACCAGACAUUUCGCUUUGAUUAUGCCUUCGAUGAUACUGCCACAAACGAAAUGGUUUACAGGUUUACCGCCCGGCCACUUGUAGAGACCAUCUUUGAGAGGGGCAUGGCUACGUGUUUUGCGUAUGGACAAACGGGAAGCGGCAAAACUCAUACAAUGGGUGGAGACUUCUCUGGGAAAAAUCAAGAUUGCUCAAAAGGGAUCUAUGCGCUGGCAGCGCGGGACGUUUUUCUAAUGCUAAAGAAGCCAAACUACAAGAAGUUAGACCUUCAAGUUUACGCCACCUUUUUUGAAAUUUACAGUGGGAAGGUAUUUGACCUGCUCAACAGAAAGGCAAAGUUGAGAGUCCUGGAGGAUGGCAAGCAGCAGGUGCAGGUUGUUGGACUCCAAGAAAGGGAGGUCCAUUGCACAGAGGACGUCCUUAAACUUAUAGAAGUGGGCAACAGCUGCAGAACCUCCGGGCAGACCUCAGCAAACGCCCACUCCUCUCGCAGUCAUGCUGUUUUUCAGAUCAUUCUACGAAGGAGAGGCAAAAUGCACGGCAAGUUUUCCCUCAUAGACCUGGCGGGCAAUGAGCGAGGGGCAGACACAUCCAGCGCUGACCGCCAGACUCGGCUUGAGGGAGCCGAAAUCAAUAAAAGUUUACUGGCUUUGAAGGAGUGCAUCCGGGCUCUGGGUCGCAACAAGCCUCACACCCCGUUCAGAGCCAGUAAACUCACACAGGUUCUGAGAGACUCCUUCAUUGGUGAAAACUCUCGCACAUGCAUGAUUUCUACCAUCUCCCCUGGCAUGGCUUCCUGCGAAAACACAUUAAAUACACUGAGAUAUGCCAACAGAGUGAAGGAGUUUGGGAUAAGCCCCUCAGACAUCCCCUUCUCUCAGGGGGGCAGCGGUCGCUCUGAGCUCUCUCCCACCUAUGAGUACGAUGACUUUGCUCCCUCGCCCAGCAGGGUGAAGGAGCUUAACGUUGACCCCACUGCACUGAUGGAGGGCCGAACAGGAGGUCAUCAAGUGAGCCAGUUGGAUGUGUUGGAGCCACAGUGGGGAGUGGGCAGUUCUCCUCAGAGAGACGACCUUAAACUGCUGUGUGAACAGAAUGAGGAAGAAGUCUCUCCCCAGCUUUUCAGCUUCCAUGAGGCUGUGUCUCAACUGGUGGAGAUGGAAGAGCAGGUUCUAGAGGACCACAGAGCUGUGUUUCAGGAGUCUAUACGCUGGCUGGAGGAUGAGAAAGUGCUUAUAGAGAUGACCGAGGAAGUGGACUAUGAUGUGGAAUCAUAUGCAACACAGCUUGAGCAAAUUUUGGAUCAAAAAAUAGAAAUCUUAACAGAGCUUAGAGAUAAAGUAAAGGCGUUCAGAUCUACUCUUCAGGAAGAGGAACAAGCCAGCAAGCAGAUCAACCCCAAGCGGCCACGGGCUCUCUAACGCUCCGAACUCCCUUACAGAGGACAUUUUGGCUAUGAGGUUCAGCUUUUCAUCCUCAACCACAUGUACAUGAGUAACCUUCCUAAUGGUGUUGUGAUAAACCCUUUUUAAUAUUAAGAAGGGUUAAUAAGCACACUUUUAAGCCCAGUGAUACAGUAUUGAAAUGAAUUCCAGUUAUAAAAAGACUUUUAUAAGACCAUAAACUUUAAAAGUAAUAAUGCUUCAUAGGGAUAAUAUUAAAGAGAGAUUUUUAAUAAUUGCAUGCACAUAACUAUUGUAGUUCGGCAUUUUGAUCUUUUGAAGCUGCAAGUAUAACUUUUACAUUAAACAUGGUUUAAUUUAAAAACAGUACCCAAUGAUUUAGAGAGA